AUGGUGGGUGACACAGCUAAUAACGAAUGUGGCCCUCAACGCAAGCUCGGAUAUGGUGGUCUCGGCGCUUUUUUAGCUCGGGCUGUGCGUAAGAAUCCAAAUAAGAGAGAUCCAUGUAGUUUGUUCUUGGAUCAGACAUCCAGCAAGUUGAGUAUUCGAAGCCGGCCAACCUUGCCGACCUGGUCAACAUUAGGAGACAGCUGUGGAGUCCAAGUCGAGUUUCUCAAAUCGAAAACCUUGCGGAAAAAUUCACGACAUCGUAGCGAAACACCAAGCCAGAAGAAGUUUACCAGCGCAUCGCUCAGGUGUGUCCUCACAGCGUCCCCCAACAACAUAAAGCUUUUCGUUGAGCACGACUGCACCGUGCUGCAAGACGACGCAAAGAGGAGGAAGUGCAUCUUGAGCAUCGAUGGAGGUGGAGUGAGGGGUGUUAUUCCCGCAACAAUUCUUGAGUACCUUGAGGAUUGCUUACAGGAGCUAGAUGGUCCUAGUGUCAGGCUCGCGGAUUACUUUGACACCAUUGCUGGAACCAGCACCGGAGGGAUCAUCGCCGCAAUGCUGGGGACUCCUGGCAAAGACAAUCGGCCAAUGUUCAUGGCAAAAGAGAUCACUGGGUUCUACUUUGCGAAUGCGCAGAAGAUAUUCCCGCAGUACUUUCUCAAAAGCGCUGCUGGACUCUUCGGGCCAAAGUACUCCGAGAAGCCUAUGGAGAGCCUUCUCCACGAGUAUAUUGGCGACUUGAAGAUGAGAGACACACUCGUUCCUCUCGUCAUUCCAACCUUUGACACUAAACUCCAGCAGCCUGUGUUCUUCACAACUUCAGAGGCCAAAACAAACGAAUCCAAGAAUGCGUUUCUCCGAGAUGUUGUCCGGGGCACCACCGCGGCUCCAACUUAUCUGCCUCCAAAAUAUUUCCAGAUGCCUACGGGAGUGGAAUUCAACCUGGUUGACGGUGGCCUCGCCGCAAACAAUCCAACUUUUCUAGCCAUUGUUCAAGCUCUGAAGGAUUCAGAAGCUCAGGAUCCAGGAUUGGUAGGCACUAAACUGCUCGAGAGGUUCGAGGAGUUGCUGGUCAUAUCUCUUGGUUGUGGCGAUCAAACCGUGAGCUACACGGCCAAGGAGAUAGCAAAAUGGGGGGCUCUCGGCUGGGUGGUUCAUGAGAACGGGGCUCCAAUCAUCAACAUGCUCUCUAACGCAAGCGCCGACAUUGUUGACCACACCAUCUCGUCGCUCUUCCGACUUAGUGUGUGCGAGCAGAACUUCCUUCGGAUUCAGACGCCGGAGCUCGAGGGCAGCAUUGCGGAAGUUGACAACUCGAGCUUGGAGAAUUUGAAGAAGCUGGCCAUGGUUGGGAAAGGCUUGUUGGAACGGCGAGUGCAAAUGGUGAAUUUGGAAACGGGUACCUGGCAAGAUGUUGGGAAUGAAACCAACCAAGAAGCCAUUAAGAGGAUGGCUAACUGGUUAUCACAGAAUAGAAAAGGCACAAGUCUUUAA
Messenger RNA from Selaginella moellendorffii, 1494 nucleotides. Its product is annotated as patatin-like protein 2. Gene Ontology annotation, biological process: lipid metabolic process. The record is from RefSeq and is a predicted model, not a curated record. Lineage: Eukaryota; Viridiplantae; Streptophyta; Lycopodiopsida; Selaginellales; Selaginellaceae. The coding region runs from base 1 to 1494 and encodes 497 amino acids. Gene Ontology annotation, molecular function: monoacylglycerol lipase activity; glycerophospholipase activity. The transcript has 8 exons.